CAGGCCGCGGGUGCGGACCAGGCUGGGACGGCGACACUGGGGGCUGCAGAAGUGGGACGAGACUCCCUGGGGCUGGUCAAGGUUACGACUGUCCAGCAGCUGCUUAAAGCCGAGGCGCAAGGAAAAGUGCGGGCUUACCUCUUGAAAGCUGUUGUGAGGCUGCACUCAGAGCAUUGCCUGGUUCUGCCUGCUGCAUACCUGCUCACGUGGAGGAAUCACCAAGGUACUUUUUACACAGCAAAUUUUGGAAUCAUGAAUGUGAAUCCAAAUGAAUUUGGAACCAGUUUGGAAAGCACUGUGUGCAGCAGAGAGGAACAAGACAAUGCUAUCUUGAACAUGUACAUGGAGAGAAAAAGCCUUGUUCUACAAUUCCUGCAAUCUCACCUGAGCCCCCAGCUCCUUGAGCAUCAUCACAAGAAAGUUGAGCUUCUGAAGAAGUCUUACUACUAUAUUGAGGUUCUGCCCUCACGCAUAAUCCUGAGAGACCAGAACCAGGUAUUGAUUUCCACUGACAUCUUCCAAAUAAUUGACCCCUGGAGAUUGCAGAGGAUGAAGAGGGUCGCAAGAACCCAGACUGAAAUCCAGCUGGUACUUUUAACUGACCUGUUAGAACAGCUGCAACGAGGUCGGGAGGAGCUGGCCUGCUACGUAGAGACAAGCGACGUGGUAACUUUCCUCUCCAAGUGGGAAUCAGUUAUGCAGAAGCUGUCAGAUCUCUCUGAGCUGAUGAACAAAUUCCUUUCCCUGCAAGUCCCAGGAAAGCUCCACGCCAAGCACCGUUUGGUGUCACAUGCAGACAUCAAAGGUAACAGAAUCCCAAACAUCAAGCUUUCUCUCAGUACAAAGAUGCCAGUGAUGUUUGAUCGAAAAGAAUCAGUUGCUCGCGAGAACUGGGCCCAUCUCAAAUGGUUUACUGAAAAUCAGGAGUCACCCUUUGAGCAGUAUGAACUGCAUUUUAGGUUACUGAAGCAUGGAACUCAGACAGAAGUGGGACAAAGGGGGAUUCUGGAAGUCAGCUCUGACACAUGUGUAGUCUGUGAUCUGCUGCCUGACAGAUCAUACGAAUUCACAAUUAGAAGAGCAGAGACGUACACACUUGUCUAUGAAACAUGGCAUGACACCAUUACACUGAUGACAGUGAGCUCAGCUGAAGACAGCAGGACCUGUUAACCAGAAGAACAAGGUGGCAGAGAAAGUUUUCUCAUUUUUUCCAUUUGAAAAAGGUAAAUGAGAAAAAUAAAUAAAGGAAAAAAA
Molecule: messenger RNA, 1254 nt
Organism: Cygnus olor (mute swan)
Lineage: Eukaryota; Metazoa; Chordata; Aves; Anseriformes; Anatidae
Gene: FNDC11
Product: fibronectin type III domain containing 11
Exons: 3
Coding region: 253-1170 (305 amino acids)
Molecular function (GO): protein binding
Source: RefSeq, a predicted model, not a curated record